Messenger RNA from Anopheles arabiensis, 6070 nucleotides. RefSeq names its product cell division cycle and apoptosis regulator protein 1-like. Gene Ontology annotation, cellular component: nucleus. NCBI's taxonomy places the organism in Eukaryota, Metazoa, Arthropoda, Insecta, Diptera, Culicidae. The transcript has 10 exons. The record is from RefSeq and is a predicted model, not a curated record. The coding region runs from base 533 to 4855 and encodes 1440 amino acids. Gene Ontology annotation, biological process: regulation of DNA-templated transcription.
UCCGGGCAGAAACGCAUCCAGGCCUUGCAAGCGCAGCCGCACACCCGAUCCCUCCCAUCCCGUUUCCCCCUGGCUUUCAAACACUCCCGAAGCCGAGCGCUUGUGCAACACACAGCGGCGACCUGCAAAGUCCGAAACCGAUUUGUUUGGUGGUGGUGGUGGUGUGCGGUUAGUGUGUUAGUUGUGUGCGAAGGAAGUGUCUGAGCGGUGUGCGUCGGCACAGCUACAAUAAACCUCUUUUUACGGCGAAACACGGCCCUUGUGCGAUUCAUGCGAGCAGUCGAGCGACAUAACGUGUCGGAGCAGUAAAACUUCGCUUGCUUGCAUUCUUUUUUUGCGCGGCGCUGCUGGGCUCUAGGUUAGGAAGUGCGAAAUUAUUGGAAGAAGCAAAAGCGGAGACGCCGUGAAGAAAAAAAAACACACUCGCUGUGCAGGGAGAGCCGCUGGACUGUUUGCAGGGUUGCUGUCUUCCUUUCUGCCCUAGCGCGCGCCCCCUCCCCCCCCUCCGAGCGGUGGAGCGGCAUCAGUGACAAUGGCGUUCAAUCAGAAGAAUCCGCCAUGGCAGCGGAACACUGGGCAUCAGGCGAUGGCCAGCAUGCAGACGAUUGUUAGCUUCCCGCAGGCGCAGCCCGUUUACAAUCCCGGCCUCGCCGGACUGCAGCAGCAGCAGCAGCAGCAGCAAGUACAGCAGCAGGCGCAGCAGCAGGUACAGCAGCAGGUACAGCAGCAGCAGCAGCAAAGCAUUUCGAUGCUGCCCCAGAUGGGGCUGCAGCAGCCGGCCCUCUACUCACCCACGGUGCAGUAUCCGGCCUCCCGGCCGAUCAACGCGAUCGGCUUCCAGGGCCAGCCGCAGCAGGCGCCACCGACGCCCCAGCAGCAGCAGCAACAGCAGCAGCAGCAGGUACAGCAGGUCAGCCAGGGCUCGGGCAAGUUCAACCCGAACCAGCGCGCGUUCAGCGGGACCGGGCUGGUGACGAAGCUGCAGAACGACUACGGCAUCAUCGACGAUCAGGUGUUCUUCCACACCAACACCUGCGUGAAGGGCAUCCUGCCGAAGCUGGGCGACCGGGUGCUGGUCGACGCGGCCUACAACACCAACAUGCCGUUCAAGUGGAACGCCUCGCGCGUACAGGUCCUGCAGACCGGCGGUGGCGGCGGCGGCGGUGGCGGUGGGGGCGGUGGUGGUCACAACUCCCCGUCCGUACCGCACAGCAACUCGUCGGGCGGGCGCACGCACACCAGUGCGUAUGGUGGAGGCGGUGGUGGUGGUGGCGGUUCGCAGAACAAUUCGUCCGAUUCGCGCUCGAACGUGCGCAAUCGGUACAAUGCGCCGUCGUCGCGCAAGUCGCCGGACCGAAGCAUGCACCGGUCGUCCAACUCGCGCACCAAGGAUGAGUACGAUGACGUUGAGCGAAGGCGGAAGCAGCAGCGGGACGAUCGCGACUCGGACCGCAGCUCGUACCGGGACAAGCAGCGGGCCCGCUCGCCGGAACGGCCGCGCGAGAGGGAGCGCAGCCCGGUGAAGAAACACUCGCCCAAACGGGCCCGGCUGCGCUCGGUGCCGCCGUACAUGGUGCAGGUUCCGAAGCAGCUGCUGCCGAUCAAAAGCGUCAGCAUAUUGGAGCUGCGCGCCCGCUACCCGAAGCUCUACAUCCCGUCGGACUUCAUACUGGCGGAGGUCGGGUGGCCGAAAUCGUUCCCGCCCAACUCGCCGCUCCCGCUGCAGACCGGCUGCCACUUUCACGUGUUCAACAAGGAGGUGGAGCGGCCGCUGCCGCUCGAAAAGACCGUCCUCGAUCCGGCCGACGCCGACUACCUGUACACGGUGAAGGUGAUGCUAAUGAGCACGCCGGACAUGCUCGAGAUCUAUCGCAGCUGCUUCUACCGCAACGAGAAGGAGCGGCGGGACGACGGCCGCAGCUAUCUGCAUCCGACGCGCAUGAUCAAUUUCCUGGUCGGGACGCGCGGCAAGAACGAGCUGAUGGCGGUCGGUGGCCCCUGGUCACCGUCGCUCGACGGGGCCCACCCGGACACCGACCCGAAGGUGCUGAUGCGGACCGCCAUCCGCACGUGCAAGGCGCUCACCGGGAUCGACCUUUCCGGCUGCUCCCUCUGGUACCGUUUCGUGGAUAUCUAUUACCGUCGCACUGAAUCCUACCAUAAGGGUCGUUUGAUUCCGCCGCGCGUUGAAACGGUGGUCGUAUUUCUGCCCCGUAUGAGCGCCUGCAUACCGACGGAAGGCCAGUGGGAAAAGACACAGCAGACUUACCAGCUUCAGUUGGAGCGCAUUCUUACCAGUAGCAACUCUAGCGGCGACGACGCCAACGGGGGCGGCGCCAGUCUGCAGGAGGUUGUUCCGGCGGCGGAAGAAGCGGCACCGAAUUCUAGCGGCACGGGUGACGACACGGCUAAGCCGGCGGCAGCAGCAGCAGCAGCAGCAGCAGCAGCAGCAGCAGCAACACCAGCAGCAGCAGGUGUCAACUCAUCUGCAGCACCAUCAGAUCAGCAGCAGCAGGGCCAACAGUCGGCCGACGGUGAUUCGGCGGUCGUUUCUGCGGCGGAGUCGGCGUCGUCCGAUGGAGCCGCCGCAACAGAGGCAGCACCGGCAGCAGCAGCAGGUGGUGAAGGAGGCGACGAUUCUGCCGCGGCAGCAGCGUCGGCGAAGGAGAGCGGCGAUGGCGGCAGCACCAACAGUAGCGGCACAAUAAUGGCAGCAGCCGCCAUGACCGAACCGGACACCGAGACGCUGCUGAUGGAAUACAAAAAAAUGAAGGUGGCCGAACUGAAGACGGAACUCAUCAACCGCAACCUGCCGACCGAUGGCAUUAAGGCGGUCCUGCUUGCCCGCCUGUCCGAGGCGAUCAUCGGCGAGAAGCAAGCGCAGCUCGCGCAGCAGGCGCAGGAGGUGAAGAUGGAGGUAGCCGAAACCGAACCAGCUGUGACCACCGGUACCGAGGAGGCGGUAAAAACGGAACCAGCAGAAGCAGCAGCAGCAGAGGAUAGCAAGCCACCACCGGCAGAUGUGGAGAUGGCCGAGGUGUCCGACGCUCCCAAGGAGUCGGAUGGCAAGCCGCUGAACGAAACGCCGGACGACACGAAACCAGCCCCCGGUGAAGGUGGGAUUGAAGGUGGUGACCAGGAGCCGGCAGCGGUUAAACCGGAGCCAGCGGCGGCCGUGCCGCCGCGCAAAAAGGAACCCCAGCCGGUGAAGCUGACCGAGAAGGAGCGGCAAAACCUCGAGCGCUGGUACACGAUGCCGAAGGAGCCGCACGUGCUGGUGCACCCGUCGCGCACCGCCAAGUCGGGCAAGUUCGAGUGCAGCGUGGUGUCGCUGUCGGUGCUGCUCGACUACCGGCCGGAGGACACGAAGGAGCACUCGUUCGAGGUGGCCCUCUUCGCCGAGCUGUUCAACGACAUGUUAGCGCGCGAUUUCGGCUUCAAAAUCUACGGCGAGCUGGCCCGGCUGGCCCGAAAGGCGAACGAGACGGCGGCGGCAUCGGAGACGGCGAAAAAGGACGGUACCGCUGCUGCUGCUGCUGGUGCUGCAGACGGCAAGUCGGGCCGCUCGGAGCAGGGUGGCGAGACGAGCAACGGUGAGGACAGCAAGACGAGCACCGAGAAGGGCAAGGACGAGAAGGAGCAGAACGAUCGGAAGCGGCGCCGGCGCAGCGUGGAGGACAACCAUCGCACGAAGCCGGAGCCGGAACCGGCCCGCUUCCACACGGUGCUGCCGGAGCUGCUGCUCGCGUUCGCGUACUUCGACAUCACGCAGUGUGGGUACAUCUUCGAGAAGGAUCUGCUGGAGCUGAUCUACAGCCUCGGGCUGAACCUGUCCCGGUCGCAGAUACGCAAAACGGUCGGGGACGUGGCCGCCGCCCGCCACACGCUCUACUACCGCCAGCUGACCGACAAGGCGCUGGACGUGGCCGCCGUGGACGGUAAAGCGCCCAAGAAGGGCGACGGGGGCGACGUGCCACCGUCGGUCGAUCUGUCCGCCGAUUCGCUUACGGGCGGCGAAACGGCGGCGGCCGAGCUGACCGAGCAGCAGGCGCUGGAGCUGGCCCGCGGUAACACCGACUACAUGGGGCAGCUGCACGCGAGCGUGCUGCAGAUCGCGAACGGUGGCAGCGAGCAGCAGCAGCAGCAGGACGAGCCGGCCGCCAAGAAGGUGAAGGUGGAAACGGCGGCGAACGAGCUGCCCAUAACCGCAGACGGUUUGGUAGAGUACAAAGGCACAAUCGUGGACGUCGGCAAGUGUCUGGAGCAGGCGAAGCUUACCGAGCAGGCCCGCGAGCGGGCCGAAAAGUCGCUCGAGCUGGUGCGCAACCUGAACGACGAGCUGACGGGCACCAACGCCCGCUCCACGCAGUACAUCAGCGAGCUGGUCGCCGAUCUUAAGAGCGCCAAGAAAAAGCUGAUCGACAACGAGCAAACAAUUCGGGACAUGGCGCGCAAAAACUCGGAAUAUGUUUCCAUCAUCACGCACGUGUACGACCGCGUGCGCCCGAUAGUGAACGUGCCCGACCGCAAGCGCUCCACAUCCACCGUCUCGUCGUCGCAUCGCCGCGAAAGCUCCAAGGAAAAGUCAGCGUCCUCGCUGUCAAAGGAAAAGGAGAAGGAAAGCGCCGAUACGAAGGACGCGAAAAAGGCGGACAAACCGGUGGCCGAGGCGGCGAGCAAGGAGAAACCGGCCAGUGUCGCACCGGCGGCCACCGCCGAGAAGCCCGAGAAGGAAGCAGCCGCCGACCCGCCGUCGUCCACCGCCGCCAAGGAAGCUGGGAACGAGACGGAGCAGCAGACGGAGGGCGGCAGCAAGGCCGCGAUCGCCGCUGCCAACAGCCAGGACCAGGAAUAAUUUUUUUCCCUUCCUAUUGACUGUUUCAUUUUAUUUGUUUGUUUGCUUUAUAUUAUUUUUCACUCACACGUAACCCAUUCAACAGAAUUAAUUCUUCCCCCCACUCCACAAGCGACAGGCGUUUACCAUAAUGGGGUCAUACAGUGACGAAAGAAAAAAAAUCCCCGCGUGGAUGUGUUGGGUGGAGGGGGGAGAGCCUCCUCGUUACAGUUGAGGGAGAAUGUGUAUGUAAAAAAAGGAAACAAAAGAUUAUAAUUAGUUUAUAUAUUUUUUCCAACUCCGUUUCGCUGCAGACAUUUAUAACUAUUAACAAAAUUAUUAAAAAACUAUUAAUAGAACUGAUAGGACAGGUAGAGAGAGAUAUCGAGAGAGAGAGGGAGACACAGACAGCGGCAUACACAGACCAAUCAGGCAGAAUAUGAGAACACACUUGUGUGGAGAUCCGCACAUUGCCUGGCGUGUAGAGUAGUGAGGUCACGAUGAGAAGGAGCAGAAUGGUCGCAAGAUUUAGCGCCGAAGGUUUUUUUGUUGGCUUUUGUAACCAAUGAACAACAUAUAUAAACAUAUAUAUGAACUCUACACCCUUUUCCUCCAGACUGUACAUGACUCUUGAUGCUUUUUCUGUUGUUGUUUUGUUUCAUUUUCUACUUUUGUUUGUGUGCAUGUGUGUGUGUGUGUGGAAGGAGAUUAUUUUCAAAGGGAAAGCAAAAAACAAAGAACACAGAAGACGACAUAAGAUAAUAUAACAAAAAAAGAAGAAAAAAAACAGGACGAAAACUGUUUUUUUCAUAUAAACUCGAUUUUAACUCUAAACCGAAAAAAACAACAACAACAAUCUCAGAAGCGGAUUCGAUAAUAGAGGAGGGUCAGUGAGAGCGUUUAGAUGUACAUUUCGCGAGAUCGAUGGCGAAAAUCAUCAUGGUGGAAAAUCUCCGGCAAAUAUGGUGUGUGGUGUGUUAAGGUACUGGGAGGAGGGGGAAGCCUAAUAAGUGGCAAAAGUGGCCCGGCAUGUGUUAUGCAGCUGUUUGUAAUUACAACUAUGCGCACACACACACACACACACACACACAUACACACACACACACACAUACAAACUACAAAACAAAAAACAGUCAAGCCGGCACAUCGCCCGAAUGUUCUUUUCUAAUGUUACACAUUUAAAUAAAUGAAUAAUGGAUCCAACGAUGCGAACGAGCAGCGAGUCGUGCAAACCUA